Colletotrichum graminicola M1.001 is the source of this 1254-nucleotide messenger RNA. Its product is annotated as FAD dependent oxidoreductase. Bases 1 to 1254 code for a protein of 417 amino acids. The record is from RefSeq and is a predicted model, not a curated record. The transcript has a single exon. NCBI's taxonomy places the organism in Eukaryota, Fungi, Ascomycota, Sordariomycetes, Glomerellales, Glomerellaceae. Gene Ontology annotation, molecular function: sarcosine oxidase activity; flavin adenine dinucleotide binding; saccharopine oxidase activity.
AUGUUGACUUACCAUGACCCGAUACUGGUUGUAGGCGGCGGCACCUUCGGGCUUUCAACGGCGUACCAUCUCGUCAAAGCUGGGUACACAUCCGUUACUAUCCUCGAACAAGGCACGUCAGUUCCGUCGACACUUUCGGCAGGCAAUGAUGUGAAUAAAAUCGUUCGCGCCGAGUAUGAGGACCCGUUUUACACCGAGCUUGCUUUACAAGCCAUGGCGGAAUGGAACAACAACCCGGUUUUCUCACCACACUAUCGCCAGACCGGGUACUUGCUAGCCAACUCCGCAGCAGCGCCUGCGAAGACCAAGCGGACUCUCCAGAAGUCCCUUGAAAGUAUCAGAGCACACCCGGCGUGGGUGGGCAGAAUCGUACCGGUAAAGAGCAGAGAUGAUAUUGCCCAGGCUGCCCCUGCAUUAGACGGGCCCAUGGAAGGUUGGGAAGGGUAUUAUAAUUCCUUCGCGGGGUAUGCGCAUGCCUCAAACGCACUCAAGGCUCUCUACGAGUACGUGAAAGAUCGAGGGGUCAAUAUUCAUACAGGAGAAGAGGUCUCUAGUCUUGUGUACGACAACGAUCAAUGUGUGGGUGCUCGCACGGUCUCUGGAAAAGAAUACAAGGCAAUAGCAACAAUCUUGACACUGGGUGCCUCGCUCGGAAAGGUGCUCCCCUCUGUUAAGCGACAAAUCACGGCGAAAGCUUGGAGCGUUCUGCACAUCCAACUUCGACCAGAAGAAGCAGAGCAACUGAAAGGAAUUCCCGUCACAUAUGCUCGGGACCUGGGUUUCUUUUUCGAACCCGAACCUGGGACUGGAAUACUGAAGCUGUCCCCAAGCGGUGGAGGGUACACCAACUAUUCAACAGCCACCGGCCUAUCUCUUCCGCCAAAGAACAACGACUUUGUUCCGGAGGCAGAUCGGCAGAGAGUACGCAAACUCUUACAAGAAACACUUCCCAGUCUGGCAGACAGGCCUUUUGUUGAUCAGCAUAUCUGCUGGUGUGCUGACUCCGCGGACUCGGAUUAUGUCAUUGAUGCUGUGCCAGGUAGGAAGGGCUUGUUUGUUGCAACUGGUGACUCGGGCCAUGGGUUCAAAAUGCUGCCUGUGGUUGGAGAAUGGAUUAAGGACCUUAUAGAAAAGGGAUCACAAGAACUACCUCGAUGGAGUUGGAAGGAAGGAAGCGAUGCUGGACAGAAUGUGAGCUGGAGGGCUGGAGAAGUGCUGGACUUGAAAAAUCUCGGAUUCAGCCCUAGACUAUGA